Molecule: messenger RNA, 1862 nt
Organism: Hydractinia symbiolongicarpus
Lineage: Eukaryota; Metazoa; Cnidaria; Hydrozoa; Anthoathecata; Hydractiniidae
Exons: 3
Coding region: 145-1824 (559 amino acids)
Source: RefSeq, a predicted model, not a curated record
GUUUUCUAGUUUUUUUGAAGAAGGAAAAAAAUAAAUGUUUAGGGAAAUAUAGGAAGCUGCAUAUUUUUAUGAUUUCCUUCUGGUGCCAAAUAAUGUGUAGCCUCCCAACUGAAUUGUAUUUUCAAUGUUGUUUGAUUAUUUAGAAUGGUAACCACGUUAGAUAAGAACAAGUUAUGGCAACAACUAAACGAUCUUUCCAACUGUUGUGCCGAUGUGGCGAUUAAUGGCCAUGACAUUGGAAAGAGGGACAACAUUAUUGUGAUGCUAGGCAACACUCAGAGUAUGUUAAGCAGAUAUUGUGUUGGUGAUGAUGAACUGGCUACCGUGCAAACAAUAUUAAGAAGUACAGGUUUUUUAAACUCACUUUCAAAGCUACUAGGCUGUGAUAAAUUUGUUACAUUUUUAGUAUUGAAACUAAUGACAUUCUUAUUCAAGACUUUGCCUGAAUGUUUUUUGCAAGAGUAUAGUGAAGAUAUUUUGAAAAAAAGCUGUUCGGAGCAUUUGGAGUUAAGAGCUACACUUUUAAGUGUGAUAAUACAAUGCUUAAAAUCCAAAGAACGUAUGGAAAAAAGAUUGGCAGUAGUAAAGGCCAUUAUGGAUUACUUAGAGCUUUCUGCGGGUCUGUGUAUACAUGAAAUCAAAGAGUUGUAUUCUUUGGAGGUGAAAUCAGAAAAAUUUAUUUUGCUUCUACGAUGUUGCAUGAACAUUUUAAAAGCCAUAAAAUUAACUUAUACCACGGGUCAACAGAUUACUGCUACACUUUUAAAGACGUGCUCAGUAUUAGUAACUAGUUUAACGGGUUUGGGUAUACAAGUGUUUGCAAAAGAAGGUGUGCCAAAGAAACUUGUAAAACAGAGGCAUUUGCUGUGGCGUUAUUUUUUAAAGUCUUUUCACAGUAUUUUAGAUUUUAGUAAAGUAUGUUCGGAUCAGGCCUUGGUAAAUUGUUUUGCUUCCGUGUGUUUUGAUUUUGCUGAGGUAAUGAUUCAACCGAACCAAUUAAAAAAUUUGUGUAUAAUCGAGUCUAAUUUUGUUGGAUUACCCAAUAUUAUGACAUGGAACAGUUUUUCUCUUUUUAUGGAUGAUUGUAGUGCUCGCAAGUUGAUUAUCUUCGAGUUGGAAGUGUUGAAUUUACAGCUCCAUGAAUGUGAUGACAUUCGUUUACGACUGUCUACGAUAUUUUCAAUAUUGUACAAAUUUCCACGAAUCAACAACGUAUCGACCAAUCUUAUUGAAGUUCUUCUUGAGGUCUUCAUGGAGCAGGAUGACGAACUUGUGAAAGCUGUGUACUUGUUGCAGAAAUUGUUUUUGAAAGCCGGCUCCUUAUCGAUUCAAUAUGGCGAAGAUAUCAACCCUCUUAGGAUUUUCUUUCAAUUAACAAAAUCUUUAUCCUUUGACGAGAGUGUUCUACUCGACUGGUUAAUCUCAGACGAAUCAAACUUCCUGUUAUAUUUUCAACAGUUUUUACAGUACACAGGAGAGAAUUUUGCCUUGCUUAGUCAAACCGUUGAAACGUCGCCUAUGAAGAACUUUAAGAAAUCUACGAAAGACAUCGAUACAGCUGUAUGCCAGUUAAGUUUAGAAGCAGACAAAAAGACAAGAAACAUUGUCGGAUAUAGCUCUUCUGAAGAUGAAGAAGACCAUAAAGAUGAGUAUGAACAUACAGUCAAAGGAAAAAUGGCGUCGGAAGCUGUGGAUAACCUCAUGUCAUGUCUUAUUCGACUAAAUUUGAAAUUAGAUCGUUUAAAUACACAAAACUUACUGCCAGCAGGUCUAAACUUGAUUGUUGAUCAGCUUGAUAUGAUUGAACGUUUGUACGAAGAAUAAAAUAUAUUUUCUCCCUAUCUCAGAGAGGAGUAAAAUUA